GCGCGCCCUUAACGAAAGGGUAGUUACUGGGUAUGGCAUCAGCUGUUAGGAAUGGUAACACUGUAGGAAGGCCUAGUAUCGGUGGUGGCGAGACGAUAGCUGAAGUGGAAAAAAAUUUACAAGAUGAACUGUCUCAGGUUGAAGAUGAAAUUCGUCUUCUUCAAGAAACCCUUGCCGCGAAAAUUCGUCGAUGUAAUGAAAUAAAGAAGACUCUUGGCUAUACUUCUCUUUCAACAUUACAAUAUGAUCUCAUAGAAAGCAUUCAUAAAUUAGAAGACACUAAGACAUAUAUUAAAGCUAGUGAACUGUUAAACAAAGCAAAGGAUAAAACAGUGAAUAUAGCCCAAGAUACUAAAGAGAAAGUCGGGUCAACUAUUUCUGCAAUCCGUAAUUCAGAUGUUGUCAAGUCAUUAAACGAUAAAGUUGGUUCAGCUUUCUCAACAGUCAAGAUCAUUUGUUUGGAUAAGUUAACUUAUAAUCCAGUUGUUGCAUGGAUUCCAUCUAAAAAUACGAUUCGUGUGCGUCGGUUGUAUUAA
Messenger RNA from Trichobilharzia szidati, 536 nucleotides. The record is from the annotation of a GenBank genome assembly. Lineage: Eukaryota; Metazoa; Platyhelminthes; Trematoda; Strigeidida; Schistosomatidae.